Beta vulgaris subsp. vulgaris (sugar beet) is the source of this 636-nucleotide messenger RNA. RefSeq lists its product as uncharacterized. The coding region runs from base 1 to 636 and encodes 211 amino acids. The transcript has a single exon. The record is from RefSeq and is a predicted model, not a curated record. NCBI's taxonomy places the organism in Eukaryota, Viridiplantae, Streptophyta, Magnoliopsida, Caryophyllales, Amaranthaceae.
AUGUUUGGAUGGAAAGCGUUGCAUAAUGGGCUAGCGGUUAAUGUUAAUCUUGCUAAGAGGGGGCUUCACAUUGAUCAAAAGUGUCCGCGAUGUGGGGAUGCUAACGAGGCAUUAGAACAUAUGCUGAUGACUUGUGCUGAUAGCCGUAAAGCCUGGUAUUUUUCUCCUCUUCGAAUUGAUGUUGCGCAAGUGAAUUGCGGCAGGUUUCGUGAUUGGGUGUUUGAGCUAAACCACAACAACAAAGAUGAGGAGUGGUGGGUUUUAUUUUGGAUGAUGUGUUGGAAUAUUUGGGUGGGAAGAAAUGCGUGGGUGUUCGACAGGAAACAGCGUGAUUUUAUGUCCCUAAUAGAUAAAGCUGUGCAAGGAGGAAUGGAGUAUGCUGCUGCAAAUACUCGCAAGGGGAAGAAGGAUAGGGUGAAUGAGGUUGAUGUGCGGUGGAAACCGCCGGCAGAAGGCACCUAUAAGCUUAAUACGGAUGUUGCUCUUCUUGGUGGUAAUCUAAUAGGAAUGGGGGGAGUAGUGAGGGACUUUGAAGGAGAUGUUGUGGCUGCAUUUUGCUGUAGGAAGGAAGCUACCAAUGACGUAGCGGUUGCGGAAGCCUUAAGUGCUCGCCUGGGGGUUAAAGACUGCCAUUGA